Molecule: messenger RNA, 1674 nt
Organism: Ostreobium quekettii
Lineage: Eukaryota; Viridiplantae; Chlorophyta; Ulvophyceae; Bryopsidales; Ostreobiaceae
Source: the annotation of a GenBank genome assembly
AUGCCGCGGCCCGGCAGGCGGAGGUCCUCGGGUGGGGAGCCCCGGCCGCCCGCCGGCGAUCUGUCGGCCAGGCCGGAGCGGCCGCUGCGGCGAUCCGCGCGGCAGCGCAGGCCGUCGCGCCGGCUGGAUGACGCCGAUCGGGAGGGCGAGGAGGAGGGGGGCAAGCGGGCGCGCAGGGGGGGAGGGGAGGAGGAGGGGCGCGUAGCUGGGCCGUCCGUUCGCGCACCGGCGGGCGCUGAUGGCAGCGGUCAGGAGGGCGGGCCGGCGUCAAAGUGUCGGCAGGGAUCAGGCGAGAAUGCGGUGGCUGAUGGGGACGGCCCCCCUGCCCCAACUGGCAGUGAUGUGCCGGUGGCCACAAGGGAGGUGCCGAUAUCGCCAUUCCAAAUGCAGGUUGGCAGCAGUGGCAAAGGGGUGUUGGAUGCAGCGGACGGCGAAGGGCCACGCAGUGGGGCUGGUACCAAUGGAAAUGACACUUCAGGGUGGCCCGGAGGGCUCGACAAAUUCAUCCACACCGCACCAGAACCUGGCAAGGACACUCAGGACAGCAAACCACCUCAGCGAUGUGUGGAAUGUGAUGGACAAGACAAGCAUGCUCCUGGAGCAGAGAAUGAGCAUGGGGGAAACGUUGAGUGCCAGCAUCUGGAGGGUGACAACAAGGUUAAUAAAGCACAACCAUCCACAUCUUCAGGGGCUGCUGCAGAGUCCGCUUUGCUGGAGCUGGCCUCACCAAAACAUUCGUUGCCCAUCAACUCCUCUGAACCUGAGGUGGUUGGCUGCCAUCAGCCUGCCGCACUUGACCUGUGUCCCGAUCCUGGGCAGUGGGAAGAUGUGUGCGUCAAUGGCAGCAAUGUUCGGUUGGAGGAUGCUGUGCGCCACAAGGGACUGUGCCUCAUCAGGUUUGCACUCCGUGAGAGAUACCCAAGGGACCUGGGGGACACGGCCAAAGACAUCGAGCGCAUGGUGUUUGAACGCUUCGUCAAAGAUGAACGGCCGGGUUGCGUUUACAUAUCUGCUGUGAACCAGGUUCUGGCUGUCCUGGACCGACGCUGCUCUGGAGGGGACUUUGUGCGGGGGAGCCUCUUGACGGGGGACUUCGAUCCUGCAAGGCUGGUGGAAAUGCUGAGGUGGCCUCGUGGUGAGGACGCCAAAGGCGCGCGGGCUCCAAUGGCGGAGCUGGAUAGCACCGAUGCAGGCCACCCUUCUGUGCCCUGUGUGACGGUGAAUGGCAGCGAAGUGAGGCUUCCCGACAAAAUUCGACAUGAAGCCCUCUACCAUCUUCACAACGCCCUCCGCAGCACAUACCUCAGGGAUCCUGGCGAGGUGGCCCUUGAGACGGAAGCUCAAAUAUUCAAGAAAUACAACGAAGCUGGUGAGGCGGGGGAGCUGUACGCCCACGGCGUGCACCGCGUCUGGGACCUGCUCGACGCGGACAAGCCUGUCGGCAGCGAAGGCAUGCAGAUCUGCACGGCUCUGCUUAAUGGCACCGUCACCCCAGAGGAACUGGCCGGCAUGCUGAGGUCCCCUCCGGCAACAGCUCCUGCCGCACCGACAAAGCGUGACCAAGCCUGCGCCAUGCUGCAGAUGCGAACCCACAGGAAGCGGGCAGAUGGCUGCUCGCUGGCAAUUGAACGAGGGGCAGGGUUGGUUGUGGCGACUCGGAAUUCGCAUAUGUAG